Molecule: messenger RNA, 798 nt
Organism: Staurois parvus
Lineage: Eukaryota; Metazoa; Chordata; Amphibia; Anura; Ranidae
Source: the annotation of a GenBank genome assembly
AUGGAGCUGCUGUGCUGUGAGGUGGACACCAUCCGGAGGGCUCACCUGGACCGGAACCUCCUCACUGACCGAGUCCUCCGGACCAUGCUGAAAGCCGAGGAGACCGCCUGCCCGUCCGCCAACUACUUCAAGUGUGUGCAGAGGGAGGUUCUCCCCUACAUGAGGAAGAUCGUCGCCACAUGGAUGCUGGAGGUCUGCGAGGAACAGAAGUGCGAAGAGGAAGUGUUCCCCCUUGCCAUGAACUAUCUGGAUCGAUUUUUGUCCGUGGAGCCGCUGAAGAAGAGCAGACUGCAGCUCCUGGGGGCGACGUGCAUGUUUUUGGCGUCCAAAAUGAAGGAGACCAUCCCUUUAACUGCAGAGAAACUUUGUAUUUACACAGAUAAUUCCAUCAGACCAGAGGAAUUACUGUUAAUGGAGCUGGUAAUCCUGAAUAAGCUGAAAUGGGACAUGGCUUCUGUCACCCCUCACGACUUUAUUGAACAUUUUCUUAACAAAAUGUCACUGACUGAGGACACCAAGCAAAUCAUCCGCAAACACGCCCAGACUUUUGUGGCUCUCUGCGCUACAGAUGUAAAGUUCAUAUCACACCCUCCUUCAAUGAUCGCAGCUGGAAGCGUAGCAGCCGCCAUGCAGGGUCUCAAUUUGGGGAACACAGACAGCAACCUCUCCUCUCAGUGCCUUACAGUCUUCUUAUCACAAAUCAUCAAAUGUGAUCCGGACUGUUUGCGGGCCUGCCAAGAACAGAUUGAGUUACUCCUGGAGUCAAGUUUGCGUCAAGCAUCCCAACAGAUCAACAUC